Messenger RNA from Rhizopus microsporus ATCC 52813, 558 nucleotides. RefSeq lists its product as uncharacterized. Gene Ontology annotation, cellular component: inositol phosphoceramide synthase complex; Golgi membrane. Lineage: Eukaryota; Fungi; Mucoromycota; Mucoromycetes; Mucorales; Rhizopodaceae. The transcript has 5 exons. Gene Ontology annotation, molecular function: inositol phosphoceramide synthase regulator activity. Bases 1 to 558 code for a protein of 185 amino acids. The record is from RefSeq and is a predicted model, not a curated record. Gene Ontology annotation, biological process: inositol phosphoceramide metabolic process.
AUGUUGCUUUCAUCAAACAAAAGAAGUUGUUGUCUAUUUGUGCCAAUAAAAACAGGUGUUUAUCUUAUUACUACCAUUGGACUGUUGAACAAACUAUCCGGAUUUUAUGGACUUAUUUCAUUAGAAUACAGCGAUCCAUUUGCUGUCUUGGCACAUGCUUAUUCACUAAUAGCUCUAUUCAUCUUUUCUAUUGGUCUCUAUGGCAUUAACAACAAUCAUCAUACUCUCAUACGAUCCUAUGCUAUCUUUUAUUGGGUUGACUUUGUCAUUAGUUCAUUGAUGACAGUCUAUUUUGCCUUUCAAUGGUUCAUCUUUACGGAUCAUAGCUUACCCGAGAUAGCCGAUGAUGCUGAUAAAACAAGACAACAUGAUGAUAUAUUCAAGACUGAAAGUAUUGUCAGUAUCACUAUUCUAUGCGUCAUACGCAUGGUUCAAAUCUAUUUUGCUUGCAUCAUCACUGAAUAUUACUUAUCAUUAAAUAAGAUAAAGUAUUCAAAAAUUACAGCAGUAGUAGACGAAGAGAUGAGCAUGACUGAAACAAAGCAAGAAGCAGCAUAA